AUGGGAAUCAGUAAAAGUUGUUGUAAACUUUUUCUCUUUAUAUUUAAUACUGUGUUCUUGAUAGCUGGAGUAUGUAUGUUUGGUGUAGGUAUAUGGACAGUAGUAGAUAAAGUCUAUGUAUCUGAUAUUAUUGGAAAUGAGAUAUUUACUGCAGCAGCCUAUAUGAUUAUCAUAUCUGGGAUAAUAGUAAUUGGUGUUUGUAUUUUGGGUUUUAUAUCUUUAUCACAAGAAAAAAGAAUAUUAAUCAUAGUGUAUUUUGUAAUAUGGAUAGUGAUCUUUAUAUUUUUGAUAAUUGGAGCUAUAUUAGCAGUGGUGUUUAAAGGGGAGCUGGAAUCUGAAAUGAGAAACUCGAUGAAAGAUACUUUGAUUCAAAAAUAUGGUGGUGAUUCAACAGAAGAAAGAACUGCCACAAAUGCCUGGGAUAGAGUUCAAAGAGAGUUGAGGUGUUGUUCUGUGGAUGAUGAGAGUUGGGACUUGUAUAGAUCUACACGAUGGUUCAGAAGCCAAGAUCCACGAUCUUCACUAAUAACUUAUGUACCUGCUACUUGUUGUGUGGUAGAUGUAAGAACUGAUACCUAUGUAGCCCAGAAACAAUGUCAGACAUGGCAGUUAGGUCCACCUAGAAAUCCCAGCUAUACUUUAAAAAAUACAGCUUUAUAUUAUGAGGGAUGCUAUGAAGCUGCUAGAAAUUUUGUAUUAGAUGCUUCUAGUGCUAUAGUUGCUGUAGGGUUUACCUUUGGUUUAACCUUGAUUGUGGGUUUAGUAUUCACGUUAUUUUUCUUACGUCAUGUAACAACAUUAGAUGAUGAAGAAGUGAAAAGAAGACAGAGAUCUAAAACACCCAAUGAUGGUCUGUAA
This is a messenger RNA of Lottia gigantea (owl limpet), 858 nucleotides long. RefSeq lists its product as hypothetical. Lineage: Eukaryota; Metazoa; Mollusca; Gastropoda; Lottiidae. Bases 1 to 858 code for a protein of 285 amino acids. The record is from RefSeq and is a predicted model, not a curated record. Gene Ontology annotation, cellular component: membrane. The transcript has 8 exons.